CGCAUCAACACAUCUGCCUGAGAGCAUCGACUACGCCAAUACGCGCAAGACUCACACCUUCUCCCCCAUACCGACCAUCGACCACACAGCGCACAAGCACCACCUCACAGCCGCCCGACAUGGGUGAACCACAAUACUUGACAUACCCCAAGCUGUCUCUGGCCCAGAACGUCUUCUCGCUUGCAUCGCCUUCCACCGACUCGAAUGCCAAGCAGACCGCGCUGAAGGAUCUCCAAGAUGGCAUCAAAGAGCACAAGAUGGCGCCGCUGUACGCCUACCUCUCACAUCCAGACACCGGCAAGCUGAACGGACCCGGCACUGGAAGCGCAGUCCUCUCGCCCGUCAUCAGCAGAGCCAACACCAACACAUCCGCUCCAUCGCCUUUCCACAUGUUACGCCGGACGAGCAGCAUCAAUGCCCCAUCAAUAGUGGGUGUGCUCGGUGGCAAGACCGACACGAGUGUCGAGCUUCCGUGGGAUGAGAAGCUGUACGAGGAGCUGAAAGCAGACAACGAGAAGGAGCUGGCUGAGAUCCAGAAAGAGGAGGACGAGGCUGUUGAGCAGGCAGGCGAGACCGAGAUUCAGAAUGCGCGCGGCAAGAGAGCUGAGUUCUAUGCACGUGUGGGUGACAAGGACAAGGCUGUCGAAGAGUUCGAGAAGUUGCUUGAAAAGACCAGCAUUCUGGGCACCAAGAUUGACAUCGUCCUGGCUCUCAUUCGAAUCGGCUUAUUCUUCGACGACAAGAUCUCGGUGAAGAAGAAUGUCGAUCGCGCACAACAGUUGGUGGAGAGUGGUGGAGACUGGGAUCGAAGAAAUCGUCUCAAGGCAUACAAUGGUCUGCACCUGCUCACCAUUCGCGCUCACAAUCUUGCCGCACCUCUCCUUCUCGACUCGCUAUCGACCUUCACAUCAUCUGAGCUGUGCUCGUACAGCUCCCUCGUUGUCUACGCCACACUCGCUGGAUCCAUCAGCUUACCUCGUCGUGACUUCAAGACUAAAGUUGUCGAUGCGCCAGAAGUACGAGCGAUCUUUGGCAGCGAGUCUGACUCCGAUCGACUUUCUGCUCUUGGUGGCGCUCCUUCCUCAGGCCUCGCAGCUGGUGAGGAGGAAGGCAUGGCUGUUGAUGACGCCGCAACAACCAAGCCAACUGCGGUCAAUCUCACCACUCUGGCAUCUGGCUCGGCCUCUGCAGAGGCACAAGCCAAAGCAGAACCAAAGAUCGACUUCAAGCCGCUCGCAAACAUGAUUCAGAGCCUCUACUCUGGCAACUACUCCAGCUUCUUCACAGCCCUCGCUGCCGUGGAGCAGAACUUCCUGGCCAAGGACCGAUAUCUGUACGAGCACAAGAGCUGGUUUGUGCGCGAGAUGAGGUUGCGCGCUUAUGCGCAACUCCUUCAAAGCUACAAGGUCGUCAGUCUGGCAUCCAUGGCCGGCAGCUUUGGUGUUUCGGUGGACUGGUUGGACAAAGACCUCGCCCCAUUUAUUGCUUCGGACCGUCUUCCGUGCACGAUUGACAGAGUGCGUGGUGUCAUCGCGACUCAACGUGCUGAUGACAAGAACAAGCAGUACAACGAUGUAGUUCGACAAGGUGACCACCUCAUCACGAAGCUCCAGAAGUAUGGCCAAGUCGUUCGUUUGCGAGGAAGUGAGCGUGCUUGAAGGAUCGUUGGGAGUCACGCUGUAUGAUGAAAACUCGCAUUACGCCAUGUAUCAUAGACGCUCGAGGACGAUCGAGCAGACAUAGAAGCUCGCAUAGCGCGGCGCGUUGGUCUCGAAGAAAAUGAUCAUGUUUACAGGAAUGCUG
Molecule: messenger RNA, 1803 nt
Organism: Pseudocercospora fijiensis CIRAD86
Lineage: Eukaryota; Fungi; Ascomycota; Dothideomycetes; Mycosphaerellales; Mycosphaerellaceae
Exons: 2
Coding region: 120-1658 (512 amino acids)
Biological process (GO): proteasome-mediated ubiquitin-dependent protein catabolic process
Cellular component (GO): proteasome regulatory particle
Source: RefSeq, a predicted model, not a curated record